This is a messenger RNA of Dipodomys ordii (Ord's kangaroo rat), 594 nucleotides long. It is a transcript of the gene Crb3, whose product is annotated as crumbs family member 3. NCBI's taxonomy places the organism in Eukaryota, Metazoa, Chordata, Mammalia, Rodentia, Heteromyidae. The record is from RefSeq and is a predicted model, not a curated record. The transcript is spliced from 4 exons. Bases 1 to 381 code for a protein of 126 amino acids.
AUGGCGACCCCGGCCCUGGGGCUGCUUUUGGCGCUCGGCCUGGCGCUGCUGCCCGCCCGACGGGGCCGAGCCUGGGGGCAAACCUCUUCCUCUUCCACAGACACUUCUCCCACAAAUGACACCAGCAGCCCUGCCCCCACUGUCCCCAGCCCCAGUGGAGGCCUGUCUCAAGAGGCCACCACUGCCAUCAUCGUGGUCUUCUCUCUCCUGGGUGCCCUGCUUCUGGUUGUGGCGCUUGUCUUGCUGGUUCGGAAACUCCGAGAGAAGAGACAGACGGAGGGCACCUAUCGGCCCAGCAGCGAAGAGCAGUUCUCCCACGCAGCGGAGGCCGGGGCCCCACAGAACUCCAAGGAGCCGAUGCGGGGCUGUCUGCCCAUCUAGGGCCCUUCCCUCCUUCAUCCCCAGCUACCCUUCCUUGCUGUGUGAUCUUGGGGAAACCAAGCACCCUCCCUGACUCACCCAGUACUUAAGAAUAGGAAGGAAGAUGGUGCUUCAAUGACUCUGCCUUUGAGGGCAAGGAAAGGGGUGGCUGCUCACUUUUUAUAUAUUUAUAUGAAAUUGGUAGUGAGACAUAAUAAAGUUCUUUCUUUUUGA